Messenger RNA from Orycteropus afer afer, 1206 nucleotides. RefSeq names its product zinc finger and SCAN domain containing 16 (gene ZSCAN16). Lineage: Eukaryota; Metazoa; Chordata; Mammalia; Tubulidentata; Orycteropodidae. Gene Ontology annotation, biological process: regulation of transcription by RNA polymerase II. Gene Ontology annotation, molecular function: DNA-binding transcription factor activity, RNA polymerase II-specific; RNA polymerase II cis-regulatory region sequence-specific DNA binding. The record is from RefSeq and is a predicted model, not a curated record.
AGGGAAUUAAUCUCCUGAACAACGAAGCCCAGAAUGGCCAUAGCCCUGGAACCUGCAGAACAGAACGGACUUCUGGUAGUGAAGGUAGAGGACCAUUCCUGGAGUCAGGACUCCAUCUCACAAAAGAGCAGUCCUCACAGGAGAGAACUCUUCAGACAGCGCUUCAGGAAACUCUGCUAUCAGGAUUCACCUGGCCCCCGUGAAGCUCUUACCCAGCUCUGGGAACUCUGCUGCCAGUGGCUGAGACCGGAGUGUCACACCAAGGAGCAGAUUUUGGACCUGCUGGUGCUGGAACAAUUCCUGAGCAUUCUCCCUAGGGACCUGCAAGCAUGGGUGCAGGAGCACCAUCCAGAGACUGGAGAGGAGGCAGUGACUGUGCUGGAGGAUCUGGAGAGAGAGCUUGAUGAACCAGAAAAGCAGGUCUCAGCCAAUUCAGAAAGACAGGACAUAUUCUUGGACAAGUUGGCCCCCUUUGGAAGGCCACAUGAGUCACUAACUAUCCAGCUCCAUCCCAAGAAGACCCAGCUGGAGAAGAAAUCCCAAAGGAAUGGUGAUAAAACCAGGACUAAGCAUCAAGAGUUGACCCAGAAAGAGGAUAUGCCCAAAAACAUGGAGACCCUUGGGGAGAUAAACAACAGAUUUGAUGGAGCCAUUCCUCAGCAUCCUGAAUCCAAUGAUGCUCCUGAAAGUGGGAGCAGAUUACAGUGGCAACAAAGGGAAAGAAGACGAUAUAAAUGUGAUGAAUGUGGAAAAAGUUUCAGUCAUAGCUCAGACCUUAGUAAACACAGGAGAACUCACACCGGAGAGAAGCCCUAUAAAUGUGAUAUGUGUGGAAAAGCCUUCAUUCAGCGCUCACAUCUUAUUGGACAUCAUAGAGUACACACUGGAGUAAAACCCUAUAAAUGCAAAGAAUGUGGAAAAGAUUUCAGUGGGCGCACAGGUCUUAUUCAGCAUCAGAGAAUCCACACAGGUGAAAAACCUUAUGAAUGUGAUGAGUGUGGGAGGCCUUUCCGCGUGAGUUCAGCCCUUAUUCGACAUCACAGAAUUCAUACAACAAACAAACUCUAUUAAUAUGCUGAAAGUACAAAAAUUCCUUCAGAUGCUCUGGCCUAAUUAGUUAUCAGAGAAUAUCUUAGAGGCUUUAUGAGUAUCCUGAAUGUGGGCAAAAUUUAAAUCAUUAUUAAAAAUUUCUGUGGUACCAGAGAA